GUUAACGUCAUGUCUCUUUCUGCAAGCUGCCUGCUGCUCUCUCUCUCUCCUGCUCCAGUAACUGGAGGCACGAGUUCCUUCUUCAUCAGCCUCAAAUUCGUUUGUCAGAAGGUCUGGGCUGUGUACCACUGCUACAGCCAUGGCACCUAAAAAGAACAAGACAACCAAAAAGAGUAAAGGAGACAUAAAUGAUAUAAUGGUUGAAAACAGCCCCAUUAACAAGAUCAAUGGAUUAAACACUCUGAUAGAAGCAGGGAAUGGGUUCAGCUGCAUCUCCACGGAAGUCACCGACUCCGUGUAUGCCCCAAAUCUCUUGGAGGGUUUGGGCAGCAUGAGGCAGGAUAGGUUCCUCUGUGACUUGACGGUCACCACCAAAUCAACAUCAUUUGAUGUCCACAAAGUUGUCAUGGCCUCUUGCAGUGAGUACAUUCGAAAUAUCUUGAAGAAGGACUCAAGUCUCCAAAAGAUCGACCUGAAUGACCUCUCACCAGUUGGCCUUGCAACUGCUAUCACAUAUGCCUACUCGGGAAAGCUCACCUUGUCCCUCUACAGCAUCGGGAGCACAAUAGCUGCAGCUAUGCUGCUUCAGAUUGGCACAUUAGUGAAAAUGUGCAGCGAUUUCCUCAUGCAGGAGCUCAGCGUGGAGAACUGCAUGUACGUGGUCAACAUCGCCAAUGCAUAUGACCUUAAAGAAACCAAGGAGGCAGCUCAGAAGUUCAUGCGAGAAAACUUCAUAGAGUUUUCAGAGAUGGAGCAGUUCCUGAAGCUGACUUAUGAGCAGAUCAAUGAGUUUCUCUCAGAUGAUGCAUUGCAGCUUCCCUCUGAGAUCACAGCUUUCCAAAUCGCCAUGAAAUGGUUAGACUUUGAUGAGAAGAGGUUGAAAUAUUCUUCGGAUCUUUUGACAAACAUCCGCUUUGGCACUAUCUCUCCGCAAGACCUUGUGAAUCAUGUACAGAGUGUACCGAGGAUGAUGCAAGAUCCUGAGUGCCACCGUCUGCUUGUUGAUGCCAUGAAUUACCAUCUGCUGCCAUAUCAACAGAACAUCUUGCAGUCACGCAGAACAAAGGUACGUGGUGGCCUCAAGGUGAUCCUUACAGUCGGCGGACGCCCUGCCUUGACAGAAAAAUCCCUCAGCAAAGAUGUCCUCUACAGAGAUGAAGACAAAGUUUGGAAUAAGUUGACAGAAAUGCCAGCAAAGAGCUUUAAUCAGUGUGUGGCUGUAUUGGAUGGAUUUCUGUAUGUGGCAGGUGGUGAGGACCAGAACGAUGCAAGGAACCAGGCAAAACAUGCGGUUAGCAACUUCUGCAGGUAUGAUUCACGCUUCAACACGUGGAUUCACUUGAACAACAUGAUCCAAAGGCGCACCCACUUCAGCCUUAACAUUUUCAACGGUCUCUUGUUUGCGAUCGGAGGGCGAAACGCGGAUGGUGUUCAAGCCUCUAUGGAGUGCUAUGUGCCUUCCUCCAACCAGUGGCAGAUGAAAGCUCCAAUGGAAGUGCCACGCUGCUGCCAUGCCAGUUCGGUCAUCGACGGCAAGAUCCUGGUAUCGGGAGGUUACAUCAACAACGCUUACUCCAGAGCUGUUUGUUCUUACGACCCCGCCACCGACUCCUGGCAGGAUAAGAGUAGUUUGAGCACACCUCGAGGCUGGCACUGCGCUGCCACUGUUGGAGACCGGGCUUAUGUCACUGGAGGAAGCCAGCUUGGAGGGCGGGGAGAGAGGGUGGACGUCCAUGUUGUUGAAUCUUACAACCCGCACAACGGUCAGUGGAGCUACUGUGCACCUCUUCACACAGGGGUCAGCACAGCUGGCAUUUCUGUUUUGAACAACAAGAUCUAUCUCCUUGGAGGUUGGAACGAGGGUGAGAAGAAGUACAAGAAAUGCAUUCAGGUUUACAACCCUGACCUCAAUGAAUGGACCCAGGAUGAUGAGCUGCCAGAAGCUACGGUUGGCAUCUCAUGCUGCGUUGUCACUCUACCUACCAGGAAAACACGAGAGUCCAGAGCCAGUUCAGUUUCAUCGGCACCAGUCAGUAUAUAAAACAUUACAAUCAUCAUCUAGUUUUAUCUGCCCACAAUCUUGGUUUAGACCCUUCUAAAUGGAAUUCAUCUUUCUGUACUUAGGGGAUCAUGGCUGACAAAGUGAUAGUUCCCUCUUUACUUUUUGAAAGCUGGCUACAAGCCAAAAUAAAUCAAAUAAAAAGUGUAAAAAUGUGUUUUAAGAUAUUUUUCUUUGAUUUUUAUCAUAGUUUGCAUCACUUAACACCAGCUAUUGUCUUCAAAAAAAGCGAGACAGGAGCUAAUACAUCGAAUUUUCUUUCAGGGUCCAAGCUGGAAUUUUUUUUUUUUUGCAAUGAUGUUAUGAUUUUCAGACUAGAUAACAAAUUCACUUGAACAAAAGAAGGUUUAAAACUUUUUUCUGAACAUACCAAUGGCCCAUUUGUGAUGAUUUAGGGGGAUGUGACUUCCACAUGCAGGAUGAAGGUAGGGUUGGAAGGUGUUGGUGGCACCUACCAGGAGUAGGUGGUUAUGAUUAGUGUUUAAAAACGCCAAGACAGCUGCGUGCAACUCAGAUGCAGUACUUGUGUUAUAACGUCUUUUGCCACAGUCACUGUGAGUGUGAUUCAGAUUCUGUAUUUUUAAAAGAAGGUUAAGAUUGAAUGGGUUUAAUUGUGACGUUAGUAAAUUAUUUUAUUUUUAAAAAAUGAUAAUUCAACACUGAAAUACCAAUCGGAGCCUGAGCUUUUCUGUAAGAUCCCUGACUGCUCAUGUCUUUUCAUUUGUUGUUUGUUUUAAAAUUAAAUACAAAAAAAUUA
Messenger RNA from Nothobranchius furzeri (turquoise killifish), 2816 nucleotides. It is a transcript of the gene klhl31, whose product is annotated as kelch-like family member 31. Gene Ontology annotation, molecular function: protein binding. Gene Ontology annotation, cellular component: cytoplasm; nucleus. Lineage: Eukaryota; Metazoa; Chordata; Actinopteri; Cyprinodontiformes; Nothobranchiidae. Gene Ontology annotation, biological process: negative regulation of protein phosphorylation. The record is from RefSeq and is a predicted model, not a curated record.